Molecule: messenger RNA, 745 nt
Organism: Vitis riparia (riverbank grape)
Lineage: Eukaryota; Viridiplantae; Streptophyta; Magnoliopsida; Vitales; Vitaceae
Product: 40S ribosomal protein S14
Exons: 6
Coding region: 104-556 (150 amino acids)
Biological process (GO): maturation of SSU-rRNA from tricistronic rRNA transcript (SSU-rRNA, 5.8S rRNA, LSU-rRNA); translation; ribosomal small subunit assembly
Cellular component (GO): cytosolic small ribosomal subunit; ribosome
Molecular function (GO): mRNA 5'-UTR binding; structural constituent of ribosome; small ribosomal subunit rRNA binding
Source: RefSeq, a predicted model, not a curated record
AUAAAACCGAACAGAAAACAUGAUGACGGGAGAGGGCUUCAGCUGCGAAAGGGCUAUCUCGAAACCCUAACUUCAGUUCUCAAUCUACAAUCCAUUUGAAGCCAUGUCAAGGAGGAAGGUUAGAGAGCCCAAGGAGGAAAAUGUGACACUCGGACCCACUGUAAGGGAUGGGGAGCAUGUUUUUGGUGUGGCCCAUAUUUUUGCAUCAUUUAACGAUACAUUCAUUCAUGUUACUGACUUGUCUGGGAGAGAAACCCUUGUUCGCAUUACUGGUGGUAUGAAGGUAAAAGCUGACAGGGAUGAAUCAUCACCAUAUGCAGCCAUGCUUGCAGCACAAGAUGUUGCUCAAAGAUGCAAGGAACUUGGAAUCACUGCCCUCCACAUUAAGCUCCGGGCUACUGGAGGGAACAAGACUAAGACCCCUGGUCCAGGCGCCCAGUCUGCGCUUAGAGCCCUGGCUAGGUCAGGCAUGAGAAUUGGCCGCAUAGAGGAUGUUACUCCCAUUCCUACUGACAGUACUCGAAGAAAAGGUGGCAGAAGGGGAAGAAGGUUGUGAAUUGUCAUAUUCAAUAUAAAGUUUAUGUUUGGCUGCUGUGAUGUUAGUUGGGAAUGUUUCAAGUUGAGGGUUCUUUUCACUUAGUGGGGACAAUUUUGUAGUUCUGGAUAUGUAUGGUUAAUAUUUGAUCCCGUAAAAGAACUUUUUAUUUUAAGAUUUGUUGAUCAAAAAACAGUUUUUUGUUGUCAA